ACAAACAUCAACAUCAUGUCGAAAAAUGGGCUGCCAUUUCCCCGAAACCUCGAACAACCAGCUAGUUCAGAAUCUAGUCUCAUAAUUUUUCACCAGUGGGGCCCCACUCUUUUCCACCGGCCCAGAGGUCCAAGAAGCUCGUCAAACCGUUAAGAAUUUGAGGAGAUCGACUUGUGCGGGCGCUAAGGCUAGUGCUAGCGGGGUAUAUUCGUUUAUGGCUGCGAAACAUGCCGACAAAACAUUCAAAAUGGUUAGCAUCGUCGAAGAAGAGCGAGAAAGGUGUUAAGCGUGGCUUGGGGAACGGGAAAAGGGAGGGUCGCGGUAGACGGAACGGGGUAACCAAGGGUGCGCAGUCGGUGUCGCAGGAGGAUGUUGCUGUUGAAAGAACAACAAUGCUACUUGAAAGACAGGCCGAGUUGGAUCAGAUUAUGGACAAACAUGAUACGAUGGUACGGGAGGUUUUUCACUUGGAGAAGUUCGUGACUCUCAUUGAAUAUGACCCAACUAUUGCAAAGCAGGACAAUUCGAUUGUGUUUCAGGAGUAUAAGUCGAACUAUGACUUGCUCGAAAAAGCCUCUACAUCGGCAGGUCCAUCGCGUGCUACAAGGAGGGCUCAUAUCGAGCGCGUUCAAAACCUUACCACACCACUUUUACCUUCCACCACCUCUCGAGUGCACACCGAACUGGAAUUACCCCUCUCCGCUAAAUCAAAAGGGAAACAGAAGGCGGUUGAUCCAGUCAAUGGUGCCGCGCCUAUUGAGUUGAUUACGCCGAAGAAGCCUGGGAAAGGGAAAUCUAUAUCUCAGCCUCCGAAACUUCGAGCUCUGGCUCCGAUUUUGCCUGCGGAUGGCGAGGCUUCUAUUUCCGUGGGACUCGUACGUGGCAAGAAGAGGAAUAUUGCUGUUGCUUCCCCCACGGGUUCGUCCGCUGUUCCCCCUUCUGCAAAAAAGAAGCGGAAAUUCCAGGAGGGACUCGCAUCGGAAAUGGCGGAGAUUCCUAAUGUCUUAGGGCAUAAGUCAACUGGACCAGAUGCUAUGUCGUUGGAUCCUUUGCAAACCUCUACUCGUCGCAAGUCUUUGCGACAUCCUCCAACUACGAUACGAGAACCACCAACACUUUCCCAACUUCCCAGUGAAGUUGAGCCGCCACAAUCACAAUUUAAUAUCAGACGCAUUAAGCUCAUAGUGCGACCGCCACCACCAUUGUACUCUAAUCCCCGCCAGCAUCCCCCUCGACCUCGGUUCCAUUCCUCGCUCUCUAGCUUUUUGAACUCAUAUGUCUCCAUCAAUGACUCAGAUUUAAGCGAGGACGAUUUAAAUCUCAUGGCUCAGGAGAAAGCUGCACUAUUGGACAAGAUGGAGAGCUUCCGGCAACAGGGUCGGCUUAUUAUUGACAACGCGACCUUGAAUGAGAUAUCCAAAACAAGGGGUGGCGUAACUCUCCACGAACCAAAGCAAGAUCGGGACACUUGGGAUGUGAUCUUAGAAGCGAUUACUCAACGCUCCCGACAGGAGCAGGUGAAAGGUCGAGUUAUUGCUACGCAGAUAUCGAGUCGCAUCAAGGCGUAUUGGGAUCAACGGGCACAACGCGAGGAUAAGGCAAAAAUGCAUGAAGAGAGAAGACUUCGUGCCUUGGCGAAGGCAACUAUUAAGAUAGUCACUAGUGAAUGGAAAAAAGCUGUCUUCCACAUUCGGGAACAACAUCGACUGCGCGCGGAGGCUGAGGAAAGGCGCCGUGGUCAUGAGCAUUUAGAUGCUAUCCUUGAUCGAUCCGGACAUAUAUUGGAAACUCAGCAAGCAGAACUUGCUAGAGGUGAUAUGUCUCGCAGUAGAUCCAGUAGUGUUUCUGGUCACUUCCUGGAACCGGGAUUCGACUCUGAAGGCUCGGAAAAUUCAGAGUCUGAAGUAGAUCAGGAAGAUACAGAUGGCGUGGAGCGGCAAUUUUCGUCACAGGCGAGUGACCGAGAUACAGAGAAUGCUGAGGAAAAAGAAAGCACCAAGGAUGAUGAUGACGAAGAAGAAGAAGAAGAGGAGGAGGAUGAGGAUGAGGAGGAGGGCGGAACCAGUGCGUCAGCAUUACUGGGGCCAUCACUCCCUCGGUUUGAAGUUGAUGAUACUUCGAGCGCUACCUCCCGAGCUGGUGCUAAUCUGCUGGAUGCCGAGAUGAAUGAUGAAGAAGAGUCGGAGGCUGCUAUGGCCAUGGAGUCACCUCUGCUUCUCCCUUUCAGAUUGCCGAUGUCUCGGGAGACUCCUACCGACUCCGACUCUGUUUUGCACGAGCAGACGACUGAAGACUACAGGUCUCCCCAUUUUGAGAGUUUCAACGACGCGCCUUCACCAGCCAGCACUGUUGCUGGCCAUGAAGAGGAGCCUGAAUCGAAUUUUAAUCGCAAUAAGGAGUUGAAGACAACAGUCACCGAAUCUACUCCGGGUAGUUUGACUCUAGGUGCUGACGACGUUGAUAUGGGUCAAGCCACUGAAGUCGAAACCAAAGACGAUUAUACAGGCUUCCCAGCUGUCGAAACACCAUCUUCUCGCCUCCCAUCACCUACGUUUGGUAUGGAAGUCGAUGAGUCUGAGUUAUUUGACGAAGCAGAAGAUGUUCAUCAACAAGAGGACAACGUACCAGACUAUCUCAAACCAUACGCCGUUGCACCUGUCCACUGGGACACGCAAGACAAGGUGAAAGUUCCCGUGUUAUUACGGGGUGUCCUCCGCCCAUACCAGCAAUCCGGUUUGGAAUGGCUUGCGAGCCUCCAUGUCAACAAUCUAAACGGCAUACUUGCUGACGAAAUGGGAUUGGGGAAAACCAUACAGACAAUAUCGCUCCUUGCUCAUCUAGCUUGUGAUCGUGGAAUAUGGGGUCCGCAUCUUAUUAUUGUCCCCACAAGUGUCCUCCUAAACUGGGAAAUGGAAUUCAAGAAGUUUUUACCUGGAUUCAAAACUCUGAGUUACCACGGAUCGACGAAACGCCGCAAGGAGCUCCGUCAAGGGUGGUACAACAAGCACCACUUCAAUGUCUGCAUAACCUCAUACACACUCGCUAGUCGCGAUGCUCACAUAUUCAAGCGCAAAGCUUGGUAUUACAUGAUACUGGACGAAGCACAUAUGAUCAAAAAUUUCAAGUCGCAACGAUGGAAUAUUCUCUUGAUGUUCCGCUCCUUUCGGCGUCUUCUCCUGACUGGCACCCCGCUACAAAACAAUCUAACUGAGUUAUGGGCACUUUUGCAAUUCCUGAUGUCUGGUACUAACUUCGCCAACCUAAAAGAGUUUGGCGAAUGGUUUUCAAAUCCCUUGGAGAAAGCGAUUGAAAUGGGUACCUUGUUGGACGACGAAAAUAUGCAACGCGUGACCAAACUCCACACAGUUCUGCGUCCCUAUCUACUCCGCCGUCUCAAACGUGACGUUGAGAAAGAGCUCCCCAGCAAAUAUGAGCAUCUCAUUCUGUGUCCCUUAUCCAAGCGGCAGCGAUUCCUCUACGACGAGUUCAUGGAUCGCGCGCAUACCAGAGAUGCCUUACAAUCUGGUGUUUACCAGAAGAUCGCAAAUAUCCUCAUGCAGCUCCGCAAAGUCUGUAAUCAUCCGGAUCUUUUUGAGGUCCGUCCGAUCGUGACAUCUUUCGCUAUGACACGUUCUGUUGCCGCAGACUUCGAGAUCAAGGAGCUACUAGUUCGGCGAGAGCUUAUUCGGGCGAGUGAUGAAGACAGUAUUAAUCUUGAUCUUCUUGGCCUGCGGUUUAUUGAUCAACAAAACGUACCUCUACUUCCUGCUCUGGAAACGCGGCGCCUUGAUGCGACACAUCGGCUCCCACUUAUCUCAGAAAUGCCUGAGGAGCCGCCACCAAAGGACACUCGUACUAUUCAAGGAUACCGUGCUUACCAUGCAUACCAACAGCGAGUUGCACAAGUAGCUCGCUGGUCACAAAUCGGUUACCUCAAUCGCCUGCGUUGUACCCGGUUACCGGUCUACAGCCAAGAGUUGUUGACUAUUGCUAAGCAGUGUCAUCGACCAAUCCUCCCCCUUUCCACAUUGGACAUCAGCCAUCGUUUCAUGGACACGGUUCUGCCUCUUCAUUCGGCAGUCAAGACUUACGCUGACCGGGCUAAAGAGCUGCAACCUGUGGUCGAAAGGUUCGCUUUCGUCACUCCAGCCGCAGUUGCUUUGGACCUACCUUGUUUUGCCCUGGCAGGAUGCGAGCACGUUAUAUCAUGUCAGUCAUCUGACUUCGAUAGCGUCCUGCAUCACGCUAGCGUCAAGCUGCAGAUAGCGUUCCCAGAUCCAUCCCUUCUCCAAUAUGAUUGUGGCAAACUGCAAGAACUUAGUCGCCUUCUCCGACAGAAGAAAUUGGAAGGACACCGUGUUCUCAUCUUCACACAGAUGACAAGGAUUUUGGAUAUUCUGGAGAUUUUUCUCAACUUUCAUGGCUAUCUCUAUCUUCGUCUUGAUGGAGCCACCAAAAUCGAAGACAGACAAUAUAUCACUGAGCGGUUCAAUGCAGACUCCAGGAUUUUUUGCUUCAUUUCUUCCUCUCGGUCGGGUGGAGUAGGUAUCAAUCUUACUGGAGCAGACACCGUCAUCUUCUACGAUAGCGACUUCAAUCCCCAAAUGGACAAACAGUGCGAGGAUCGUGCCCAUCGCAUCGGUCAGAUAAGAGACGUCCACAUCUACCGGUUUAUCUCUGCACAUUCGGUUGAAGAAGCCAUGUUGUUGAAAGCUAAUCAGAAGCGCUCUUUGGACGAUCUCGUCAUCCAAAAAGGCGAAUUCGACUGGCGAUCCCUGUUUGAUGACCAAGGAGCUCUGUCAAAGGCUCUAGUUGAAUUCGAGGACAAGGAAGAUGUCCAUGCUGCCGCUGUAGCCGCGAGAGAAGAAGAUGUGAUGGAAGGCGCUGAUCAAGCCGAUUUCGGUGCUGAGGGAGAAAUUGAAAAUGAAGGCAGGUUGCCGGAUAAUGCGCAGGAUGAUCAACCUACUGGUAAGGAAAUGUUGGAUGUUUCCGAGAUGGACCAAGUUGCAGAGGAAGAGGACGAAGGAGGGGCAGUAUCGGACUACAUGAUUAGCUUUGUCCGGAUGGAUCACGACUUCUUCAGAGAUUGGCGGCUAUGAUGGCAGUCUCGUAUUCUGUUGUUGUUUAGGUUGUUUGUACUGUUGGUUCUUCCCAGUGCUAUCUAUCAAAUUAUAUAUGUUGUUACUUA
Suillus discolor is the source of this 5188-nucleotide messenger RNA. RefSeq names its product SNF2 family N-terminal domain-containing protein. Lineage: Eukaryota; Fungi; Basidiomycota; Agaricomycetes; Boletales; Suillaceae. The coding region runs from base 228 to 5099 and encodes 1623 amino acids. Gene Ontology annotation, molecular function: ATP binding; ATP-dependent chromatin remodeler activity; ATP hydrolysis activity. The transcript is spliced from 11 exons. Gene Ontology annotation, cellular component: Swr1 complex. The record is from RefSeq and is a predicted model, not a curated record.